AAAAAAAAAAAAAAAAAAAAAAAAUGAGCACUGCACCAAACAACUUAGAUUUAGUGGAAGCUUUGCAAUCUACGGGAUGCAAAUUAUUCUAUCAACCUCCAAACGAUAUAAAUAUUUAUCAUGUUACUUGUGAAAUGGUUUUUCAAUCGGAAAAUUCUGUUUCCUGUGACGACGAUAUUUUUGAUUACGAGUUUUUUUAUCAAAAUUAUCAUGUUAAAUGUAAAUUAUUAUCGCAUUAUUUGGUUGUAAAUAUGUUGAAUAAGGAGAUUUAUAAUAGAGAUUUUGAUGCAAACGAGUUAAGACAUAGGUAUUCAUUAACUUCUUAUCAAAAAUUAAAUCUCGAACUAAAUUUAAGGGAAAUUCUUCCUCUUUAUCUCUAUAUCCCAAAUGGAUCUUUACAUGGAAAUACUGAAGGAAAUGUGACGCCAAAUCAAAUUUAUUCCGACAAUAAUGUGCCCGAUAAUAAUUGUGUCGUUUAUAAUCAUGUUACAAAUGAAAAUGCUCGUCAUCAACAACAAUAAUAUUAACAAUUACUUAAUAUAGUAUUUAUAUACGAAUUAU
Messenger RNA from Rhizophagus irregularis DAOM 181602=DAOM 197198, 561 nucleotides. RefSeq lists its product as uncharacterized. Lineage: Eukaryota; Fungi; Glomeromycota; Glomeromycetes; Glomerales; Glomeraceae. The record is from RefSeq and is a predicted model, not a curated record.